AUGCCCUUCCGGUGUCGAGCAGCCAUGCCACUCGAAAGAAGCAAGAAGGCUGGGAUGCCACCCGGUGGUCCGAGACCAGACACGAGUAGCUAUUCAAAAUGCGCAUCGUUCAACAGACACACACAGCAUGGCCGUGGGCACACCAGAAGCACCCUUCCAACGAGUGUGACCGGUGGAUCACAACAGCAUUCGAUGGUCAAUAAAGACCGGGCAGAGACCGUGUUCAGCUCCCUAGAGCGACCAUCCACGCUCAGCUCUGUGGAAUUUUAUGUUUCGACAGUCUUUGUACCCUUGGACCGCCGGCAUGAAUAG
Messenger RNA from Opisthorchis viverrini, 312 nucleotides. RefSeq lists its product as hypothetical. The coding region runs from base 1 to 312 and encodes 103 amino acids. NCBI's taxonomy places the organism in Eukaryota, Metazoa, Platyhelminthes, Trematoda, Opisthorchiida, Opisthorchiidae. The transcript is spliced from 2 exons. The record is from RefSeq and is a predicted model, not a curated record.